GGGGAAGGAAACCCCCCCCCCCAAGAGGUGUAUAAGAACUGGGGGGAGGGGUAGGUGUGGGCCUAUCUCUCCUGUGGCUGUAGCAGAAAUAUCCCCACUGCUAACAAAUCUCUCCAUAUGUAAAGGUGGAUAUGAAUCCAGUAGUUCCUGGGCCAUAUCUGGGAUUGGUAUACAAGGAUGCCCUGUAUUUCUCUAUGCACAAGUUUGUAGGAGGAGUUGAGACACCUGGCAUUUUGAUUGCAAAGAAGAAUCUAUUCAGGAAUAUUGUGCCUGAAACAUGUGGAGGGGGCACAGUUUUCUUUGUCACCAAAGAGGAUCAUCGUUACCUCAAGGACAUUGAGAAUCGUGAAGAAGGAGGCACACCAGCAAUCAUUCAAAGCAUCAGAGCAGGGCUCGCAAUGCAGCUCAAGAUGAAAGCUUGGAAUGCAUGGAAUGAUGUUGAAGAGCUGGUGAUCCUUGGAAGUCAAUGGAAGACUCGAUUGGCAAUCUUCUCCUUUUUAGUGAAGCCUUUCCCCAAGAGAAACUUGUUCUUGCAUUACAACUUUAUAUGUGUCCUUCUCAAUGACCUGUUUGGAAUUCAAGCAAGAGGUGGCUGUGCCUGUGCUGGACCUUAUGCUCAGAAUCUUCUUGGCAUAGAUGUCAAAAUUGCUCAUCAAUAUGAAAGUCUCCUCCUUGAAGACAGACUCCUUGUGAUUGGCUGUUUCAGUCGUCUGGACAGAACCCACCUCCGAAGGCAUGAAGAGGGGUCUGAUAAUGAGUCAUUGAGGCCAGGAUUUGCUCGCAUCAACUUGAGCUACUUCAGUUCUGCAGAGGAGAUUGAUUUCAUAAUUGAAGCUGUGAAAUUGAUAGCAAAAGAUGGCUGGAAGCUUCUGCCUUUGUAUCGCUUCAAUCUACAGACAGGGGAAUGGUUGCAUCAUACAGAAACUGCUUUCAAGGACCGAAAAUGGCUGAGUCGUCUUCAUUUCCAUGAUGGUGAAGUGGGACAUGACCUGGUGCCUGAGCUACCCACUUUGAGGCAGCCACCAGCAACAUAUACUGAAUGUAUGAAUGAGGCCACAUCCAUCCUCACUGAUGCAUCUAAGUUGGUGGCCCAUCGGAAGCUUCCUGAUGAGUCUGUUUUGUUCUCAGACGAAGUAAACAAGUGGCGUUGGUUCCUACUUCCUAGCGAAGCAAGAGACAUCUUGAUGCAUUUGGGGAAGAUAUCUUCUCUGUCAGAGGCACCAUUCACCCCUAGAACAUACCAUCAAGUGGAUGACUCUCAAUUAAAGAACCAUGAGUCCUAUUGGACAGAUUUCCAUGAAGGAAUGUAUGACCCCUUGAAUGAACUUCACACAUCUGCUCGGAGUCAGUUGGCAUCCUUUGUCAAGCAUCAAGAGCAUCAUCACCAAGAUGACCGAGUCCAAGAGUCUCAUCAUGAUGGAAAAUCCUUUCUGAACAGCGUUCAAAGUGUCUGGAAGCACUUCAAGCCACCCAAGGAAAAAAAGACAGAAGAUUUGAAAUUAGGUAACAGGAGGAAAUUCUCAUGUCCAGAUGAAAACCUUGAGUUCUUAAGAAAAGGAGAGGAAGGAGGAAAGCCUUAUGAGAGGGGACUACAUAAAUCCUCAGAAGAGAUCCUUAUACCAGUGGAGCAAAUGCAGUGGCAUUCUCCUCCUAAAUCCAUCAUCAAACCUGCUCUUGAGGCAUUGGAGGAGUACCAGAUGAUUCAAGGAGGAGAUCGUGUCCUGGUCUGCUUGUCUGGAGGAAAAGACUCCAUGUCCUUGCUUCAUACUCUUCGACAGUAUCAGUUCAUAGCAAAGGCUCAACGAUUGUAUUUCUCACUGGGAGCAGUAACAGUGGAUCCAGGAAGCAAGGCCUACAAUCCCCGCCCUCUCAUCCCAUAUCUUCAUAGUCUUGGA
Messenger RNA from Darwinula stevensoni, 1895 nucleotides. Lineage: Eukaryota; Metazoa; Arthropoda; Ostracoda; Podocopida; Darwinulidae. The record is from the annotation of a GenBank genome assembly.